UACACCACAUUGAAGGAGUGAAUGUAAUGAUCAUUUUUAAAUUUCAAUCUUUUCUUCCUUGAAAACUAGACAUGAAACCCAACGCUGUGGUGGCACAGCAAAAAGCAGAGGAGAGGGGGCCAGCGGUGGAGAACAAGGCCCUGCAGGAGCUGAGGAGCCUGAGCAGAGACCUCCAGGCCGUCCGCCUUCAGGUGGAGCAGCAGCUGGGUGGAAGCCAGAGCUCGGAGGAGUGGAUCCAGGUGGGUUUCAUCAUAGACCGCCUGCUGUUCGGCCUCUACAUCCUCUUCAUAUCAGUCAGCUUCUUUACCAUCAUCAUUAUCUGGGUAAACUCGUACAGUCAGUAGACAUCUGCUGUCUGUUUUAAUGGGCUCCAUUCAUGUAGCUAUUGACUCAAACGUUUGUUGAUUUGUUAUCAAUACAUGAUAGAUUUGUUGUUUUGUUUGGAGCCAAGACAUUACAUACUCUAAAGUUAUUGUAUUAUGGUUAUAUUAUCUUAUAUAAUUAUAUUGGACAUUAAAAUAACUCUACUACAUUAAUUAGAUGUAGUUCUAAGACUUUUGUGUUAUAUUGUGCC
Sander lucioperca (pikeperch) is the source of this 574-nucleotide messenger RNA. Its product is annotated as 5-hydroxytryptamine receptor 3A. NCBI's taxonomy places the organism in Eukaryota, Metazoa, Chordata, Actinopteri, Perciformes, Percidae. The transcript has a single exon. Gene Ontology annotation, biological process: monoatomic ion transport. The coding region runs from base 72 to 344 and encodes 90 amino acids. Gene Ontology annotation, cellular component: membrane. The record is from RefSeq and is a predicted model, not a curated record.